AGCAGUCAACAUUCAAUUCGUGAAAAAUCAAAGUCAAAACCGCAGAAAAAUCAAAUUCAAAAUUAAAUUCCAAAUCAAAAAUCGAAACCAGAUAGGCUUCUCCCUCCGAUCCAUUCCUUCAUCAAUUCUUCCUCUCCUCUUCACCGCCAUAGCUGAAUCUUCUUCUUUCUCUCAGAUCUUCAUUUUCUUCGUACUCUUUUAUUUUCCAAAGAGAUCUGAUUAGUUUUCACAUCACAAGAAGAUGAUUACGAUUCCAUAUUUGACUGCAUUAACUACCUACAUCAGUUAUGGCUUGUUGUUUGUUUUUGGUCAAUUACGUGAUUUUUUCCGUAAAAUUAUCGAUUGGUGGACUUCUAGCAGUCUACAGGGUUAUUCACCGAUAUGCUUAGGUCUGGAAGAUUUCUAUAUUCGUCGUCUUUAUCUUCGAAUUCAGGAUUGUUUUGGACGACCAAUUGCAAGCGCCCCUGAUGCUUGGUUUGAUAUGGUGGAGCGCUAUUCUAAUGACCGUAACAAGACAUUGAAACGAACGGACAAAGUCAAGCAUUGUCUUAAUUUGGGCUCGUACAAUUACCUUGGUUUUGCUGCAGCAGAUGAGUAUUGCACACCUCAUGUGAUUGAAUCAUUAAAGCAGUUUUCUGCGAGCACCUGUAGCCCCCGUGUUGAUGGAGGAACUACUAUACUGCACGCUGAAUUAGAGGAAUGUGUGGCGAAUUUUGUUGGCAAGCCGUCUGCCUUAGUAUUUGGAAUGGGAUAUGUUACAAAUUCUGCUAUUAUUCCUGUUUUGAUUGGGAAGGGUGGGUUGAUCAUUAGUGAUUCCCUGAAUCACAGCUCCAUUGUCAAUGGUGCUCGCGGAUCCGGGGCUGCCAUUAGGGUUUUCCAACAUAACACCCCAUCUCACUUGGAAAAAGUUUUGAGAGAACAAAUUGCUGAGGGCCAACCUAGGACGCACAGACCAUGGAAGAAAAUUAUUGUUGUUGUGGAGGGCAUAUAUAGUAUGGAGGGGGAACUCUGCAAGCUUCCUGAAAUAGUUGCAAUUUGCAAAAAAUACAAGGCAUAUGUUUACCUGGAUGAGGCACACAGCAUUGGAGCUGUAGGGCAAACAGGUAGAGGCGUUUGUGAGCUAUUAGGAGUUGAUACAGCUGAUGUGGAUAUCAUGAUGGGAACUUUUACAAAAUCAUUUGGAUCUUGUGGUGGUUAUAUUGCUGGCUCAAAGGAGCUUAUUCAAUAUCUGAAGUACACAUGUCCUGCUCAUCUUUAUGGGACAUCAAUAUCACCACCAGCUGCACAACAGAUUAUUUCUGCAAUAAAGGUUCUUCUCGGAGAGGAUGGUUCCAGUAGAGGUGCCCAGAAACUCGCCAGAAUCCGUGAGAACAGUAACUUCUUCAGAUCCGAACUGCAAAAAAUGGGUUUUGAAGUCCUAGGGGAUAAUGAUUCCCCUGUGAUGCCCAUAAUGCUCUACAAUCCGUCCAAAAUUCCUGCAUUUUCUAGGGAGUGCCUCAAGCAAAAUGUAGCUGUUGUCGUUGUUGGAUUUCCAGCAACACCACUAUUGUUGGCAAGGGCCCGUAUAUGCAUAUCUGCUUCUCAUUCAAGAGAAGACCUUGUUAAAGCUCUCCAGGUCAUUAGUAACGUUGGGGACCUGAUUGGGAUAAAGUACUUCCCAGCGGAGCCAAAAAGGAUCGAGGAGAUGACGCAAAUGAAACUGGACUAAGAUUAUUCAAUUUUAUGGGAGUAAAAAUGCCAAAUUUAGGUUUGAUGCUAGUGUGCAAAAUUAUUAGCCAUAAAUUUUUUAGUGUCUCCAGAAGCGGAGAUACUUGUGUUGCAUGUCCGGAAGUUAAGCUGUAUUGUCUUGUUUGUCCCUGCUCUCUGCCGCUUCAUCUUAUUUUUGUCUGACUGUAAUAGUCUUAUUUCUCUUCGAUAGUCGUCUUACUCGAAUGGGGCUCGGACGUUGCUUCUGUAAAUAUUGAUUGUUGUCCGUUUUGAAGUUAAUUUGUUUACCAUUAUUUCAAUUUUGUUCCUUUUUAGAAAAUGAUAUCUUUUCUCAUGUCUAAAUUGGUUUGGACUGUAACAUUCAUUUCAUGUUAUUUGUUUAAACUUCAAAAUUCUUUGUUCUUUUUACGAAGCAAAAUAUUUGUAUAAUUGUAUGUAUGUUCCAUUUUUUACAAAAUAAUAUGGUCGAAAAAAGUACAUUUUGAGGGAAAAAGUUUAAAUUAACAUUGGCUGCUGCUUUAAGAAUUCAGUGGAAAACAAUUAUUAGAAUUUCAAAUAUUUGACCUUUAACCAAUUAGCUGGAUUGGAGAAGGUAAUGAUGAACAAGUGGAUAACGAGAGAGAGAAAGGGGUGAUUUUGAGAGAUGGUUUAUGUAAUGGUAGAGUUUAAUAAUUC
Amaranthus tricolor (Joseph's coat) is the source of this 2382-nucleotide messenger RNA. Its product is annotated as long chain base biosynthesis protein 2a. Gene Ontology annotation, cellular component: serine palmitoyltransferase complex. Lineage: Eukaryota; Viridiplantae; Streptophyta; Magnoliopsida; Caryophyllales; Amaranthaceae. Gene Ontology annotation, molecular function: pyridoxal phosphate binding; serine C-palmitoyltransferase activity. Gene Ontology annotation, biological process: sphingosine biosynthetic process; ceramide biosynthetic process. The record is from RefSeq and is a predicted model, not a curated record. The transcript has 12 exons. Bases 242 to 1708 code for a protein of 488 amino acids.